This is a messenger RNA of Serpula lacrymans var. lacrymans S7.9, 1302 nucleotides long. RefSeq lists its product as uncharacterized. NCBI's taxonomy places the organism in Eukaryota, Fungi, Basidiomycota, Agaricomycetes, Boletales, Serpulaceae. Bases 1 to 1302 code for a protein of 433 amino acids. The transcript is spliced from 4 exons. Gene Ontology annotation, molecular function: protein serine/threonine phosphatase activity. The record is from RefSeq and is a predicted model, not a curated record. Gene Ontology annotation, biological process: protein dephosphorylation.
AUGCCCCCAAUCAUAUACAACGUUGUUUCCCUGCCUGCUGCCACUUCUUCAGAUAAUUUGAACGCGUUAGAGGAAGUCAAGGACUUUCUGACCACUGACCUCGGCCGCGGAGGCUCCGAGCGCUGGACUUAUCGUCUUCUUCCAGAACACUCCCUUAAUUCAGAGAUCGAGCGCAUCUCUACCCCCCAGUCCCACAGGUCCGUCGACAGUGUCACUUUUCAACCGUGUACAACAUAUACAGCUCGCUCCCAAGAUCGAUACAGCAUCGAAGAAUGGGACCUUCCCGGAGGAAACUGGCUAUUCACGGCAAUCUAUGACGGUCACUGUGGCCAUGAUACAGUCACCUAUGCGCAGCGGAGGCUUCCUUCUAUGGUUAGAAUGUCCCUCCAAGCACUGCUAAAGAGUGCCUCGUCUUCAUCACUGCGUCCUGAGCUGGUUUCAAGGACUCUCUACGAUACCAUCAGGCACCUCGAUGACUCUAUACGCUCCGAUCUCUUCGACCUCUUUCCCCCAGAUAAGCUAGAACGCAUGUCCGAUUCUCAGAUUAAGCAGCACAUCCUCAACAAUGGUGCCGCAUGGGCAGAAAUAUCUCCAAUGUGCACUCAGGGCAGCACCGUAUUGAUCACCUUGACCGACCCUUCGCGAAAAAACUUAUGGGUGGCUAAUCUGGGCGACUCUCAAGCAGUUCUAGGCACUCGGAGAUCCCCAGGAAAAUGGACGCCCGUCGUGAUUAACGCCUCUCAUAACGGGAACAAUCCUUCAGAGCGUCAACGCAUCAUGAGAGAGCACCCGGGAGAGCCAUAUAGCAUCUCGGAAGAAAGAGUAGUUGGAUAUCUCGCUCCGACGCGAGCCGUCGGAGAUACAUGGCUCAAAAUCCCUGCCGCGUACUCUCGUCGCCUCUUUACAAAAUAUUGUCCAGAGUGGAUGUCACCUAGACAGGUACACGAAUUUGCCAAUCGUAUCUUGACGCCUCCCUACGUGUCAGAUAUUCCGGAAGUGUAUCAUCAUACCCUCAACGUUUCGAACCCUAUAGAAGAUUAUUUUUUGAUCCUUUGCUCGGACGGACUGCAAGAUCUGUACGAUGGCGUAGAUAUGCACUUUAAUGACAGACAGAUGGUGGAUAGAUGGGUUAAAAUUGUCGGACAAGCCAUAGACUCCCGCGAGACGCGCAACCUGGCGUUGCGUCUUCUCCGUGAUGGCAUUGGUGGCGAUAAUGUACAGUUGGUGUCGCGGAAUCUUACGUUAGAAAUCGAGGAGAAGUGGAUGGACGAUGUGACUAUCUUAAUUCAGCGCUUCCGAUAG